Molecule: messenger RNA, 847 nt
Organism: Salvelinus namaycush (lake trout)
Lineage: Eukaryota; Metazoa; Chordata; Actinopteri; Salmoniformes; Salmonidae
Product: tissue factor pathway inhibitor-like
Exons: 6
Coding region: 1-831 (276 amino acids)
Biological process (GO): negative regulation of peptidase activity
Cellular component (GO): extracellular region
Molecular function (GO): serine-type endopeptidase inhibitor activity
Source: RefSeq, a predicted model, not a curated record
AUGAUAGAAGCAGAUGGAGCCCAGCCCGAGCUCUUCAUUUUCCACGAGUUGUGUGCCCUAAAGAAGGAUGAAGGGCCCUGCGAGGCGUUAAAGGAGCGCUUCUAUUUCGAAAUUGACACGGGCCGCUGCGAGUCCUUCGAGUUCGGUGGCUGCAGAGGCAACGCCAACAAUUUUGAGACCUUGGAAGCGUGUGAGGAAAUGUGCCUGGUGUCUGCUGACAAGAGUCCCUGUCACCUGGAUGAGGCUCCGGGGCCAUGCCGAGGUCUGGUGACGCGCUACUUCUUUGACAGCCAGAGCCAGGCGUGCAAGCACUUCUACUACGGAGGCUGCUUCGGCAACGCCAAUAACUUUAAGAGUAUGAAAGAGUGCCAGGCCAGGUGCCAGAACCCAGAAAACACCAAUGUGGCCCCUAAAUUGGAUGUGACUCCUAAAUUGGAGGUCACCGUCCCAAAACCCACUAGUAAACCUAAUGUACAACCUGUCAAAGUAACUGGGGAGUUUGCUUUAAGCGCCUCACACAUGCAGCAGAAUCAUCAACACCAGGCCACAGACUUCAGUCCUCCAGAGUUCUGUCUCAGUACCAAUGACAAGGGCACGAUGUGUGACGGAGAGGAGAGGAGAACGGGAAGGAGAUAUGUGUACAACCCCAAGACAAAGAGAUGUCAUUGGUUGCGUAACAGGAGCUGUGGGGGCAACAAGAACAACUUUGUCCUCAAGAGACACUGCAUGAAGAUGUGUGUGAAGCCGAGUAAGAUCCAAGUUACCGUUUUCUCCAAUACCGGUCCUAUAGAGCUACUGGGUGUGCAGGCUUUUGUUCCCACCCAGCAUUAGCACACCUGAUUCAAAU